GGAGGGGCCGGAGGUGGUUUCUCUUUCGGAACUGAAACGCGGGCGGGGGAAGAAUGGCAGCGGGAGCAGCUGCUCCGGAGCCUUCGCUGCCUGGUAGCAAAAUCAAACCUUUUACACCAGAAGAAGCCAAAGAAAUCUUGAUGUCUCUGAAGACGCCUGCAAUCUUCUGCAACAUGGCUUCUGACUGGCCAGGACUUCAGUGGAACGCAUCCUACCUUGCUAAGCUAUUGGGUGGAAAGAAAAUACUUUUUAGAAUAGGAAAGAAGGACAUGAACAAAGCUCCUCUCUUUGAAACGGAAUGCAGUUAUACGGAGGCUACCCUUGAAGAGUUUCUUGCCUGGAGUGGAAGACAACCGUCUCGCUCUUCUGGCCCGUUCUGUGAUUACGAUGUGUGUCAAUACUGGACUUACGCUGACUAUAAGUAUAUUGCGAGGCUGUUUGAAGACAAGCCAGAGCACUUCCAGGACAUAAUGUGGUCUGACUUUGGAUUUCCGGGAAGAAAUGGAAAGGAGAGUACUUUGUGGAUUGGCUCAUCUGGAGCAAACACUCCAUGCCAUUUGGACUCCUAUGGCUGCAACUUAGUGUUGCAAGUGCAGGGAAGGAAAAGGUGGCAUUUAUUUCCACCUGAAGAUUCCAGCUUUCUUUAUCCUACCAGAAUACCCUAUGAAGAAUCUAGUGUGUUCAGCAGAGUCAAUGUGGUUAAUCCUGAUCUGAAAAACUUCCCGCAGUUCAAGAAAGCAGAGGCCCAUAUUGUUACACUUGCUCCUGGCCAGGUCCUGUUUGUUCCCAGACAUUGGUGGCAUUUUGUAGAAUGCAUUGACCCCAUCACUGUUAGCAUCAAUUCUUGGAUUGAAUUGGAUGCAGAUCAUGAAGCCCGAGUGGAAGAGGCAGUAACACGAACACUGAUUUGUGCAAUCAAAUCUGCAGAACAUCCUGGUGCUCCACAUUCUUGGCUUAACCCCACAGAGGUUGAAGUAACAUCCCAUGAAACCAAUCUCCAAUACUUAAGUGGAGCUGUGUCUGCAUAUUUAGAACAUCAGAAGAUAAGAAAAAUUGAACCGAGAGCCUGUGGAACCCAUGAUGCUAGAGAGACUCUGGAAGGCCAGUGCAAGAGGAGAAAAAUCCAAGUAGACACAGAACUGGAGGAUGUGAUAUCUAAACCCUGUGAAUUUAAUCUAAUAGGGAUCAGAGCAAAACGCUUGGAAAAAAUUCCUUUUGGACAGAGUCUCUUGCAGGUUUUGCCACAGUCCCAGGAAACAAACCUAACAGGAACAACUGAAUGUGACAAUGAUAACCUUCUGAGUGAAAAUAAUACACAUCUUGGAAAAUCACAUGAUGCAGGGAGGGAGUCUGGAACGUAUAGUGAUUCCAGAGCACUUCUAGAGGAGAAUGAGCCAAGCUGUAGUGCUGGCUCCCCGCAAACAGUCAUUUCUACAAAUGAUUUGCUAGAUUGUGUUCUAAAUCCUCAAGUUGUCCACUUGAUGGCUCGUCUUUUGCUGGAGAGAGCGAGUGUCUAGCAUGGCCUGUGUUUGUCUUCUUGAAAAUAAAGAGUUUCUGGCAAACAGA
Molecule: messenger RNA, 1566 nt
Organism: Pogona vitticeps (central bearded dragon)
Lineage: Eukaryota; Metazoa; Chordata; Lepidosauria; Squamata; Agamidae
Gene: HSPBAP1
Product: HSPB1 associated protein 1
Source: RefSeq, a predicted model, not a curated record